This is a messenger RNA of Gekko japonicus, 1779 nucleotides long. It is a transcript of the gene SLC29A4, whose product is annotated as solute carrier family 29 (equilibrative nucleoside transporter), member 4. Gene Ontology annotation, biological process: nucleoside transmembrane transport. The record is from RefSeq and is a predicted model, not a curated record. Gene Ontology annotation, cellular component: plasma membrane. The transcript is spliced from 15 exons. Bases 1 to 1779 code for a protein of 592 amino acids. Gene Ontology annotation, molecular function: monoamine transmembrane transporter activity; nucleoside transmembrane transporter activity. Lineage: Eukaryota; Metazoa; Chordata; Lepidosauria; Squamata; Gekkonidae.
AUGUCCCAUCUCAGCAUCUGCCGGGUGGAACAUCUCACUUCAGCCAUGGCCCAGCGGAAUUCCGUAAGAUCCCGCGGGGCCCUGAUGUCGUUUGGCAGAGAGUUCCACCAGGGCGGGGCCGGGCGUGAAAAGGCCCCGGCCCUGGUUGAGAAUGAAGUCGUCAACACGCUUCUCCGGACUCCAGCAGCCAUGGGUUCUGUAAGAGGAGACCACUUCAAGGACAUCAGCCCUGUGAUAACGCCCGAGGGGAACGUCGUGAUGAGCUUCAGUUUCGACAGCUACCAGCUGGAAGAAGAGGAGCUCCAGGCCAAAGGGUGCCAGGCCAAAGGAGUCCUCACCUUCAUGGAGCCAGCAUUCGAAGAGGCUCUUCCACUGAACCACAGCCCCUAUCAAGCUAUGCUGCCAUGGGGGUUGGGGACAAUGCCGUCUCAUAAUACUUUCCACUCUGUGUCCAUCCUCAUUUUCCUCCUGUGUUCUUCCGCAGGGACUUCCAUCGUGUUUGACAUGAGCCUCACCUACAUCCUGGUGGCUCUGGUGGCCGUCAUCCUCAACAACGCCCUGGUGGAGAUGCUGAGUCUACACACCAGGAUCUCCGUAGGGUAUCUGUUUGCGUUGGGGCCCCUUCUCUUCGUUAGCCUCUGUGACGUCUGGCUGGAACUUUUCACCCGGCAGCACGCCUACGCCAUCAACCUCAUCGCGGUGGGCGUGGUGGCCUUCGGCUGCACAGUGCAGCAAUCCAGUUUCUACGGCUACACCGGGAUGCUGCCCAAGCGCUACACCCAGGGGGUCAUGACCGGGGAAAGCACCGCCGGCGUGAUCAUCUCCCUCAGCCGCAUCUUCACCAAGCUCCUUCUGUCCAACGAGAAGGAGAACACCAUCAUCUUCUUCUUCAUCUCCAUCAGCCUCGAGCUGACCUGCUUCGCCCUCCACCUCCUGGUGAAACAGACGCAGUUUGUGAAGUAUUACACGGCCCGGCCGCGGGACGGGGGCCCCGGGUUCAAGGGGGCCGCGCUGGACCACGGCACCGGGUACAGGGUUCACCACGACGUCACGGCGGAAGACGUCCGAUUCGAAAACCGGCCCCGUGGGCAAGAGGGCUCCCCUCCGGACACCUUCGGGCAAGAAGGAGAACUGGCCGGCAGCGGCACCUACAUGAGGUUUGACGUCCCACGCCCCAAAGUGAAAAGGAGUUGGCCCAGCUUCAGAGAUAUGAUGCUGCACCGCUACAUCGUCGCCAGGGUGAUCUGGGCCUACAUGCUGUCUAUAGCGAUGACCUACUUCAUCACGCUGUGCCUCUUUCCUGGACUGGAGUCCGAAAUCCGGAACUGCACCCUGGGGGAGUGGCUCCCUAUUCUGAUCAUGGCCAUCUUCAACCUCUCGGACUUUGUGGGCAAGAUCCUGGCUGCCUUGCCUUACGACUGGAGGGGGACACACCUUCUCGUCUAUUCCUGUCUGCGAGUCGUCUUCAUCCCGCUGUUCAUCAUGUGUGUGUACCCCAAUGGGAAGCCCACCUUUGGCCACCCGGCCUGGCCUUGCAUUUUCUCCCUCCUCAUGGGGAUCACCAAUGGCUACUUUGGCAGCGUCCCCAUGAUCCUCGCUGCUGGCAAAGUGAGCCCGGAGCAGCGAGAACUGGCAGGUAACACCAUGACGGUCUCCUACAUGACGGGGUUGACUCUGGGCUCCGCCGUGGCCUACUUUGCUUACAGCCUCACCAGCACGUCUCACAGCUCCUGCUUCCACUCAGAAACCUACAACGGAUCGGUCUCGGCAGGGUACUGA